CGUCAUUUUUGGGCCCACAUGGAUCCCUCCAUGCAGGCUUUGGUCGGCUUCACUGUCUGAUCUCUGGCUUACCCCCUUGCUAGCUACGGCAAGUCGUUAGCCACAUUAAUGUGAAGCUAGUUUAUAGCCCAGGUCAGACCUUCCUGGUGAGUUAUUACAAACUAAGAAAAUGCGACACCCUUUUUAUACAAAUCGGGCAUAGCUGUGCUAAAAAUGUCAGUGUUUAGCCUCACUGUUAAACGCACAUGCAGCAGCGUGUCAGCGAACAUCAUUCGGCCUUCGUGUAACCUGUUAACACACGAUGGGCACUCAAUAACAAACGUGGGGGACUUCCACAGUGGAAGAAACCGCUGCCUGCAGAAACACACCACAAAUGUAACGCGUCUGUUGAGCUCUCAACCACAUAACCCCAAGAUACCGGCUGUUGCAACAUGGGAGCCAGUACCAGAGGACCAACUUCCCCCGCCCACCCAAAUCCCUGCUGACCUGGUGGACAAACUAGAACGGCUGGCCUUGGUUGAUUUCCGCACCAAACAGGGACUGGAUUGUUUGGAGAAAGCUGUACGAUUUGCAGAUCAGCUUCAUGUUGUUGACACGUCGGGGGUUGAACCGAUGGAUUCAGUUCUGGAGGACAGGGCAUUAAACCUGAGGGACGAUACAGUGGUGGAAGGGGACUGUGCUGAAGAACUACUUCAGCUCUCCAAAACCACAGUGGAGGAAUACUUUUUGGCUCCACCAGGAAACAUUCCUCUACCAAAGCAGGAGGAGAGGGCUGCCAUGCUGAAACACUCAGAGAUCUGAUGUUCAUGACUUUAUCCAUGAUAUUUAUCGCUUACACCUAUUGUUAAAUCCUGUUUUAUCAUAAUUUUAUGAAAAUUGUACUGAAAUUUGACUGACAUUCAGUGCAAUGGCAGUACAUUUGUUAUUUACAUUAUGAUCUUCUUGUGUCCUGUUUUCAUUCAUAGUGUGUAACUUUAAUAAAAAAAAAACAAAUAUGUAA
Molecule: messenger RNA, 1000 nt
Organism: Micropterus salmoides (largemouth bass)
Lineage: Eukaryota; Metazoa; Chordata; Actinopteri; Centrarchiformes; Centrarchidae
Gene: gatc
Product: glutamyl-tRNA amidotransferase subunit C
Exons: 5
Coding region: 214-801 (195 amino acids)
Biological process (GO): glutaminyl-tRNAGln biosynthesis via transamidation; regulation of translational fidelity; mitochondrial translation
Cellular component (GO): glutamyl-tRNA(Gln) amidotransferase complex; mitochondrion
Molecular function (GO): glutaminyl-tRNA synthase (glutamine-hydrolyzing) activity
Source: RefSeq, a predicted model, not a curated record